GCCUCUUCCAUCGCUUCUCUCACUUUUCCGGCGGUUUUUCGCUUUUAAAGUCGCAACCUUUCUCUUAAAUCUAAAGUUAGGUUUCCCGGAAACUCGUUUUCAUGGUUAGAAUCUUGACGUUGAAGGUAAGAUGCUAUGGAGAUCCAACUGGGUAAAACAGAGAAGGAAACUCAUUAACACACUCUGUUUCUCUUCGCUCCACACUCACUUCUCACCGAAACCAAACCAAAUCAACGAACUUUCUCAACAACGAGCUUCUCCAAAACCACCACUCACACACGAAGACGUCUACUCUCGUUUACAAGAAUCCACUCCCGAUCUAAAAACCCUAACUUUCUCCCUCUCCUGCGCGAAACAGAACAACUACUUCCACGAUGACAGAGCGUUUAACCACAUGGUUAAUGUUGUCGUGAGACUAACUCACCAACACAAGAGCAUUGACCGAGUCAUAGAGGUGUUGAUAGUAAACGGUUGUGUAAUAAAGCCUCGAGUUUUAUUGUUACUGCUUGAAAUAUUAUGGCGUGGUCAUGUGUAUGAUAAGGCUAUAGAGGUUUAUAAAGGCAUGAGUAGAUUUGGUUACGUGCCCAACACACGUGCCAUGAAUAUGAUGAUGGAUGUUCUUUUCAAAGCCAAUCUUGUUGACCGAGCUUUGGAAGUUUUUGAAGGGAUAGGUGUUAGGAACUUCUUUAGUUUCGAUAUUGCUUUACCUCACUUGUGUAGUGGAAAAGAUUUGGUUAGGGUUAAAGUAGUUUUGAAGAUGAUGAUUAGAGAAGGUUUUUAUCCUAACGGUGAGAGGUUUGGUCAGGUUCUUGGAGUGUUUUGUGGGAGAGGUUGUGUUGCUGAAGGGUUUCAAGUUGUUGGGUUGAUGAUAAGUAGUGGAGUCUCUGUGUCUGUUAAUGUGUGGAGCAUGUUGGUUAGUGGGUUUUUCCGUUCAGGAGAGCCGAGAAAGGCGGUUGAUCUGUUCAACAAGAUGGGUUGUGAACCGAAUCUAGUGACGUAUACUAGUUUGAUCAAAGGGUUUAUGGAUUAUGGAAUGGUUGAUGAAGCGUUUAGUGCGGUGAGGAUAGUGCAAUCUAAAGGUUUAGCUCCAGAUAUUGUUCUAGUGAAUGUGAUGAUACAUACAUUCACAAGACUCGGAAGAUUCCAAGAAGCGCGUAACGUUUUUCUCAAUAGUUUAAAGAAAGGAGAACUUGUGGCGGAUCAGUAUACUUUUGCAACAAUACUCUCUAGUCUAUGCGUCUCUAGAGACUUUGAUCUCGGUAUCACCAUUGGUACUGAGACAGAGUUGGAUCUAGUUAUGGGAAACUCGCUCAUAAACUAUCUUUGCAAGGUUGGUAACACUUUGGCAGCGUUGAAAGUGUUCCGCGACAUGUCUAACAAAGAUUUAGCUUUGGAUUGUUAUACAUACACUGGCUUUCUUACUGCGCUUUGUCAAGGAGAAGCGCCUCGUGACGCCUUAAACAUGUACUACGAGAUCAUAAAGAGGAAGAAGAACAUCUCCCUCGAUGCUCAUUUUCAUACUGUGAUGAUAGAUAGUCUUGUGGAGCUUGGUGAGUACAGUACUGCCAUCCGUUUGUUUAACAGAUGUAUCUUGGAGAAACAUGAGUUAGAUGUUGUGUCGUAUACGGUAGCGGUUAAGGGACUUGUGCGUGGGAGAAGAAUAGAGGAAGCUUGUUCUCUUUUGUCCAAGAUGAAAGAAGAUGGAGUUAUGCCGAAUAGACGGACUUAUAGAACUAUUAUCUCUGGUUUGUGUGAGGAGAAGGACAAAGAUAGGUUGAAAAAAGUUGUUUGGGAAUGCAUUGAGGAGGGCGUUGAGUUGGAUCCUAAUACUAAGUUUAAAGUGUUGUGUUUCUUAUCUCGUUAUCCAAAAGAUUGUUAUGAGUUUAGAUCAGUUUUUGAGAAAUGGAAGGAGGACGUUGAUGUUUCUAAUUCAUACAAUGAGUUAUCUAUUUCUACUGGAUGA
Eruca vesicaria subsp. sativa (arugula) is the source of this 1963-nucleotide messenger RNA. NCBI's taxonomy places the organism in Eukaryota, Viridiplantae, Streptophyta, Magnoliopsida, Brassicales, Brassicaceae. The record is from the annotation of a GenBank genome assembly.